Impatiens glandulifera is the source of this 1634-nucleotide messenger RNA. Its product is annotated as geraniol 8-hydroxylase-like. The coding region runs from base 15 to 1553 and encodes 512 amino acids. NCBI's taxonomy places the organism in Eukaryota, Viridiplantae, Streptophyta, Magnoliopsida, Ericales, Balsaminaceae. The record is from RefSeq and is a predicted model, not a curated record. The transcript has 2 exons. Gene Ontology annotation, molecular function: heme binding; iron ion binding; monooxygenase activity.
CAUAUUGCUUGCUAAUGGCAAUAUCCGCUUUCUUCUCCGAUUACUCAAUCUGGCAAAUGAACGCCAUCUCUUUCAUCAUUCUCCUCUUCAUUCUAUACUACGCUUGGAUUCUCCUUAUAAACAGAUUCUCCAAUAAUCCCCGAUCGCCGCCGCUUCCUCCGGGACCCACCGGCCUACCCAUCGUCGGCAGUCUCCUUUCCCUAGAUCCCGAGCUUCACACUUACUUCGCCGCCCUUGCCCAUACCCACGGCCCAAUCUUCUCCCUCCGUCUCGGUAGCAAGCUCGGCGUUAUCAUCUCCUCUCCCUCCACGGCGCGUGAAGUUCUCAAAGAUCAAGACAUCAUUUUUGCAAACAGGGAUGUCCCAAUUGCUGGUAAAAUCGUGACCUAUGGUGGCUCCGAUAUUGUCUGGAACCCGUAUGGAACUGAAUGGAGGAUGCUGCGGAAAGUCUGCGUCCGUGAGAUGCUCAGUGGAACAACGCUGGAUUCUGUUUAUGAUCUCCGGCGGAAGGAGAUCCGGAAGACGGUUAAUAAUUUAUGGGUUCACGGCGGAUCACCGGUGGAUGUUGGGGAGGAGAUGUUCAUGACCAUGAUGAAUGUGAUUACCAAUAUGUUGUGGGGAGGAGGAGAUGGAAAGGAGGAAGUAGGAACAGAGUUCAGACAUGUCGUGGCAGAGAUAACGGCUCUGUUGGGAAAGCCGAAUUUGUCGGAUUUCUUUCCCGGUCUGGCUAAGUUUGAUUUACAGGGCGUAGUGAAAGAUAUGAAGAUCCUGGCGCAGAAGUUCGAUAAAAUCUUUGAUUCUAUUAUAGAUGAGCGAUUAAGUGGGAAUAAUCAGAAUAAGAGCAAGGAUUUUCUUCAAGUUUUGUUGAAUUUGAAAGAAGAAGGGAAUGCAAACAUGCCUCUAACCAUGAUCCAUAUCAAAGCUCUGUUAAUGGACAUGGUCGUGGGAGGAACAGAUACGACAUCAAACUCAAUCGAAUUCGCCUUGUCUGAGAUGAUUAACAGCCCCGAAGUAAUGAAAAAAGCACAACAAGAAUUAGAAUCCGUGGUGGGGUUAGACCACAUUGUCGAGGAGUCACACAUUCACCAAUUGCCAUAUUUACAUGCGGUUAUGAAAGAGACACUACGCUUACACCCAGCCCUGCCCCUUCUAGUGCCACAUUGCCCUAGUAAAUCAUGCAUUGUGGGGGGAUACUCGAUCCCCGAGGGUUCUCGUGUGUUUGUCAAUGUUUGGGCAAUCCAUCGAGACCCUUCUAUUUGGAAGGAUCCGCUCAAGUUUGAUCCAGAAAGAUUCACAGGUUUGAAAGGGGAUUACAAUGUGACUGAGUUUAACUACUUUCCAUUUGGCUCCGGCAGGAGAAUAUGUGCCGGCAUUGGAAUGGCGGAAAGGAUGUUCUUGUUUUUGCUUGCGUCGCUUGUUCAUUCUUUCGAGUGGAAGGUUUCCGAUGGGGAGAAGCUAGACAUUGAAGAGAAGUUUGGGAUUGUGUUGAAGAAGAAGAAGCCUCUUAUGGCAAUACCAACAUCAAGACUUUCCAAACAAGUUUUGUAUGAAUAGAAGAAACUCUUAUAAGUCAAGCUUUGUAUGAAUAAAAGAAUCACUAAUAAGUAAAAUCAAUAACCAAUUUCUUUCAAUACU